AUGGGCACAAAGCUAUCUGUGUCCCUUGAAGGAGCUUUUGAGCCAGAAAUCGCUCCUCGAGUUGAUCGACCGCCAACGUUCGACCCUCAGUAUGGAUUUGAGCAUCCUCGGAAGGUAUUUUUCUUCACGAAAAGUCUCAAGGCUCAAAAAAAGAUUUAAGGUACGUGAAAUGAAAGCGACUUGGGAAGAAAUGGAACAGUGGCGAUUGAAGCCCGGUCAGCGUGACUACUGUGCUCAUUUGCUGAUUGACUUGAUGAAAUGUCAGGUGAGUGGAUUCGGCAACGGAAUUUUUUGAAUAAUUUGUGUUAUUUUCAUUAUUUUGUUGUUUUCAGACGAAAAAUGCUCCGUUCGCCGGUCAUGCUUGUGACGGACAGCGGGGCGCCUGGGAUAAGUGCGAGUACGACGAUUAUAUCAUGAGAAUCAAGGUUUGAACAUUUUCUAGUCAACGAAAUACCUUUUCUUCAAGGAGUUCGAACGGGAACGAAGGCUUCUGCAAAGAAAGGCGAAAAAAGAUGCGCUCUCGGCUUAG
This is a messenger RNA of Caenorhabditis auriculariae, 529 nucleotides long. The record is from the annotation of a GenBank genome assembly. Lineage: Eukaryota; Metazoa; Nematoda; Chromadorea; Rhabditida; Rhabditidae.